Messenger RNA from Knipowitschia caucasica, 1896 nucleotides. NCBI's taxonomy places the organism in Eukaryota, Metazoa, Chordata, Actinopteri, Gobiiformes, Gobiidae. The record is from the annotation of a GenBank genome assembly.
AUGGACAGUAGAAACCGGGAGAAGGUGAGGUUCAAGUGGAUGCGAACCCUCAACAGAGAUGUGCCUCAUACUCCCUCAUCGUCCAGUGACUCGUCCUUCACGUCGCCCACUGCCAAGUCCCAGGAAUCAGCUGAGUUCAGCGAUCUGACCCUCUCCACACCCAAGAGGAAGGCAGACCGGAACAGCAUGGCGUCGUCCUCCAAAGUCAAACUCAGGAAACUGUCCAAGCUGCGGUUUCAGGCCCUGGCGACUCCUGAGGAAAGUCCCGUUGACAAAUCUCCUCAAAUGUCCCCGAACUCUGGAUCCUCAUCUCCUUCUGACACAAUUUUGAAUAAAAGAAAGGUGCGGACGCCUGAGGAGGGAUCCAAAGCCAUCUACAAACACGCUCUGCUCGCUGCUAUCGGCUGCAAAGGCCCAAAAAAGGAGUCAGAGAAGAGUCCUUCUCCAAAGGCCAGUCCAGUCAAAGUUGUCGAUGUGAAUGGAAUAGGAGUCACGACCUGGUCCCCCACAGUUACGCGCCGCUCCUCCUGGUCCCCCACAGUGAGCCUGGACUCUGAGGAAGAGAGAGCAGCCUUCAUGUCUGAGAACAGGAGCUUUGUGCUGAAAGAUGAUUCACCGAGCACGCUUACAACACCUGAGAACCAGAGAGCAUUAGACUCAUCUCCUGAUACAACGUAUUAUCACGACUGCUGUUUCUCUCCCACCCCCGAGAGAGAAGACUCAAUUUCCACCCAACACGAAACUGAAUCUCCCCUCUCAAUGACAAGUCAAAGCCCAAAUGUGUCCGAGAACCGGGACACACCGCAAAGAACAAUAAUUCUUUCGGGCAAGACACAAGCCGUACGUGUGUCAGAGGCCUCCACAAGAACUGCAGAUAGCAAAGCUCAGACCAUCACGUUUGCCGACCCCUUUGCGCUGCCUGUCCACUCCACGUAUCGCGGCUGCAGUUAUAGAAGACACUCUGACGUUAGCGGUUCGGCUCAUCACCCACUCUACGCCCUCACUCACCCCAGCGCCGCCAGCAGGAGGUGGUCUGUGGGCGUGGAGCAGGAGUGGACUUCGCCUCCCAGAAUGCAUCACGGCACUGGGUUUGUGGACACGCACUGCCACCUGGAUAUGCUCUACGCCAAGCUGUGUUUUGCUGGGAGCUUUACCAGCUUCAGGAGGAAGUACUGGCGCAGCUUCGGGGCGGAGUUCGAAGGCUGCAUUGCGGACUUCUGUAACCCGCGCGUCAUGGUGCGAGAGAGAAUCUGGGAGGAGCUUCUGAACGAGGACAAGGUGUGGGGCGCGUUCGGCUGCCACCCCCACUUCUCCAAAGACUACACAAAUAAACAGGAGAGCGACAUCAUGGCCGCCAUGAGGCACCCCAAAGCUGUGGCCUUUGGAGAGAUCGGGCUGGACUACUCCCACAAGAACUCCACCGACUCCACCCAGCAGAAGAUGGUUUUGGAGCGACAGCUGAAGCUGGCCGUGGCAAUGAAGAAGCCGCUGGUGAUUCACUGUCGAGACGCUGACGAUGAUCUGCUGCCGAUUCUCACCAAGUGUGUCCCCAGAGACUACAAGAUCCACCGUCACUGUUUCACCAACGCCUUUCCAGUGAUCGAGCCAUUCCUGGAAGCUUUCCCAAACCUGUACGUGGGCUUCACGUCUCUCAUCACGUACUCCAGCGCCACUCAGGCUCGUGGUGCCGUGCGCAGGAUCCCACUGGAGCGAAUUGUCUUGGAGACAGAUGCCCCCUACUUCCUGCCCAGACAGGUGAGUAAGAGUGUGUGUAGGUUCUCUCACCCUGGGAUGGGCAUCCACACUCUGCAGGAGAUCAGCCUCCUGAAGGGAGCGGACAUGUCCACUGUCCUCAGCACUAUCCGCCACAACACACACCAGCUCUAUGGGAUCUGA